Thelazia callipaeda (thelaziosis nematode) is the source of this 1392-nucleotide messenger RNA. The record is from the annotation of a GenBank genome assembly. NCBI's taxonomy places the organism in Eukaryota, Metazoa, Nematoda, Chromadorea, Rhabditida, Thelaziidae.
AUGCCAUCACCGUGUUGCUUGAAUCCUCCAGGCGAGCCUUCUUUCAACGAAAUCCUGAUCAAAACUGUGCGUGAAUAUCCUGCCUUGUAUAGCAACCAAAGAAGAGCUUUUGAAAAUGUCGAUCGUUGCAAAAUUUGGGAUGAAGUUGCUGGUAAAAUAGGACGAGGAGUAACAGGGGAAUUUGCUAAAAAGCGUUGGUUACAACUCCGUGAUCGUUAUCGUAAAGAAUUGAAGAUAUCGAUUGCUCAUAAUUUCACUCAACCGCAGAAGUGGAGUCAUUUUUCGUUACUAAGCUGGCUUGAUCCAUAUCUCCAAGGAGCCAUACCAAUAGCACCGAAUGGUACUACUGCCUGCUACACUCUUGAUAAUAUAAAUACUACAUGCAAUAGUGAUGCAUUUUACGAAAAUUUUGCUGCGAAGUUAUCUUCAGAUUUGACUUCUGAUGGAAACGAAGAGGUGUCUGAUUGUUUCGAUGAAAUAAAGCCAGUAAUGUCAACACUACAGUCCGUUCUCGCAGCUGCUGAAGCUACUGCAAAUUGGAAAGAAGUUGAAGCCAUAGUUGAUAAAGCGAAGGACUUGACAGGCAAAUUGGAAAGUAAUGCUUUUAAGGUUUAUGAUUUUGCAUUUAUCUUUAAAGGUGACGGAGAGAAUAUCUCAGAUAAUGAUGGAUGUAGCAGUAAGGCAUCAAAAGACAUUUGCGGUUGUGCAUCUCCAUCUUCGCAAGUAUCAAUUGUUUCUACAGUAGAAGAGGGUAAUCAGCCGAAGAAUAAUCUCUUAUCGCGAGAUUGCAUAGCAUCGUAUCAAGAAUCAAGACGACAGCAUGGGACGUUUCGUUUGUCGGUAGUAGAGGGAGGCACGAUAACCACUUCGCCAUGCACAUCGGAAGGGGGCAUGGAGACAGAAGAAAUAAGUCACAUAAAUGGACACUAUCCUGCCGCAUCUCAGGAUUACCACAACAUUUCGAAUACGGUUUCUCCAGCAAAGAUCUCCCUCUCACAGCGUCCAGGCUCAUCUAUAGAAGUAAUCAAGACGGGUAGUCCGGUUUCAUUCAAAUCCUCCACAUCUCAUGUUCUACGCAAUUCACCUUAUCGGUUACCUGCUUAUUCGAAUGUUCGAUUUCGUACACGAAAUAUGAAAAAACAGCAGCAACAGCAGCAGCAUCAAAUGCAACAUCUGAAUUUCAACAAGGUAUAUCAUCGAGUAAAUUCAACAAAUAGCACAAGUAGUAAUAAUAUGGAUUCGGACUGGAUGAACGAUGAAGAGAUGCUUUUCGCUCGCUUUGUCGGUUUGAGGUUGAAAAAAUUGAAUUCUCACAGUAGAUCUAUGGCUCGAAUGAAAAUUAUGCAAGUAUUAGAUGGCUGUGAGCAGGAAAUCUUGGAUGAAGGUGAAUAA